Messenger RNA from Hipposideros armiger (great roundleaf bat), 459 nucleotides. Its product is annotated as keratin-associated protein 9-3-like. Lineage: Eukaryota; Metazoa; Chordata; Mammalia; Chiroptera; Hipposideridae. Gene Ontology annotation, cellular component: keratin filament. The record is from RefSeq and is a predicted model, not a curated record. The coding region runs from base 1 to 459 and encodes 152 amino acids. The transcript has a single exon.
AUGGCCUCCUGCACCACCAGCUUCUGUGGAUUUCCCAGCUGCUCCACCGGUGGGACCUGUGGCUCCAGCUGCUGCCAGCCAAGCUGCUGCCAAACCAGCUGCUGCCAGCCAACCUGCUGCCAGACCAGCUGCUGCCAGCCAACCUGUUGCCAGACCAGCUGCUGCCAGCCAACCUGCUGCGGGACCGGCUGUGGCAUCGGCUGUGGCCAGGGGGGUUGCUGUGGUGCUAUGAGCUGCAGAACCAGGUGGUGCCGCCCUGACUGCCGCGUGGAGGACACCUGCCUGCCCCCCUGCUGUGUGGUGAGCUGCAUCCCCCCAACCUGCUGCCAGCUGCACCAUGCCCAGGACUCCUGCUGCCGCCCAUCCUACUGUGGACAGUCCUGCUGCCGCCCAGCCUGCUGCUGCUACUGCUGCCAACCCACCUGCUAUGAGCCCACCUGCUGCCAGCCCACCUGUUGA